Molecule: messenger RNA, 1412 nt
Organism: Styela clava
Lineage: Eukaryota; Metazoa; Chordata; Ascidiacea; Stolidobranchia; Styelidae
Product: carbohydrate sulfotransferase 10-like
Biological process (GO): carbohydrate biosynthetic process
Cellular component (GO): membrane
Molecular function (GO): sulfotransferase activity
Source: RefSeq, a predicted model, not a curated record
CACACAUUACGUUUAUUAUGCUUCAUGGGCCUCGUUCCCCAAGUUAUUCUAAUCUUACUAUUUUUGAAGGAGAAAAUUUCUACACCUCGGCUUAUUUCAAAAUAUUAUACCGAUCGUACAAGCAAUCGCAUCAACAAAACGUAUAAUAUGACAAUUCCAUACGACUGGUCUGAUACAGCAAAGCGAUUUGAAAACCGAUUGUCACAAAAGAGGAAAGCUUGCAAGAAUUAUAAAUUUCAGAAAAUAUUGAAACCGAAUUUGUAUUACAUACUGGAUAUACCACGAAGAUAUUUGAUGUGCGCUCCAUUUAAAGCUGGAAGUUCAUCUUGGCAUAAAACCUUCUGGGCAAUGAGAAGACAGAGGGCAAAUUUAAGCAUGGAUUCACAAUAUUUCACACAUGGUGAUUGGCAAGGAAAUCAAGGAAGUUCUUUUCAUUUAUCUGACGGAAACCGAAUAAACAUAAUUAAGUCUGUUCACGGUGAUGAUAAUUUUAACGAAAAUCCUCCGAAUGGAUCAAGCUUCAGACUAAUUUUGACUCGUCACCCAUUUGCAAGAUUCAUAUCCGGCUGGCACCAGAAAUUUCAUAACACAGAUAAUUAUUAUUGGAGACAACUGUACAAAAAAUUUCGCAAUUUGAAAUUAUAUACGAAAAAGCUUGAUAAAACUCAUGUAAUGGCAUUUGAAGAUUUUGCCACGUAUGCUGCUGAUAACCCAAAAGUUAUGAAAACGUUGGAUGGACAUUUUAUACCUAUUUCUACACUUUGCAAACCCUGCUCGUUAGAUUUCGUUUACAUUUUAAAAGCAGAAAGUGCAGAUGUAGAUGAACCUUGGUUAAAAAGACGAUUGGGAAUGGAGGAUAUCAAUGUUCUGAGACACGGAAUCGGGCCUGGAGGAAGUGUUAUUAAUGAAAAUCCUAGAACAAAUAUUAAAAAAUAUAUUUCAACUCUCCGGCCAAAUGUGAUAGCAAAAUUAUACGAAAUUUAUGAACAAGAUUUCACUAUAUUUGGAUAUACAUUCAAUUUCACUACAUUAGAAGCUGGUGGCUUUGAAUAGGUGAUGUUGAUUUUUUUGGUGAUGAACAGAGUGGGUCGAAUGUGGGGUUAACAGUUAAAUGAAUUGAUAAAGAAUUAUUGUCAUCCUACUUUUGGCCCACUCUCUCUCUAUAUAUAUGUAUAUAUAUUCAUUAAUUGGAAGCGCAUCUGUGUUGACUCGUGGAGAAACUUGGUACGCUAAAACAGAUGCGCUAUUUGUGGAAUUUACAGGCUUGUGCAUGGGAAUGGGAAACCCACUGGAAACGUCACAUGGGAUGGGAUGGGACAGCACACAUUUGUAUUUCCCAUGAGACAAGAAAACCGUAUGAUUUGAAGGGAAAUGAUGAUAAAACAUUUCGUUAUGGACUUCGUGUCCAUAUA